CACAUCAAAAUCAAUUACGAAUUUACGAUGUUUAAGCAGAAAUAAAUUUAAUUAAAUAUAAUUUUUGUGGUUCUAAUAUUGAAAAACUUUAAACUUUAAUAUUGUAAAUACGCAUAUUACUGUGAAAUAAAUUUAAAACCAAAGAAUAUUUGACAUGAAAAUACUGAGUAAAACUUGGCGGAUCUAGAAAAAAUUGGGCAUCAUUUAAAAAAGAAACAAAAACAAAUUUAAAGUUUAUAUAAAAUUAAAAUGAUGAUCAUGGAUAUUAAGAAAUUUGCUUUAGUAUUAUUAUUAGUACAUAUAUGUUUAGGAAGAAAACAUCACCUGGAAAUAAGGGAUGAUGUAAGAAGAUACAUUGCAUUAAGUACUUUUGGUUUUUAUCAAUCUGGAGUUUUAGAUGUCAAAAUAAGUAAUUUUCAAAUAGAUCCUGGUCAGGAAAACAAUAUUUUUGGAUUAUCUUUGGACAAAACAACAACCGAUGCCAUGAAUCCUUACUUGGAUUCCCACCAGGACAAAUGUAUUCUAGAAGAACAAGCAUCUUCACAACGAAGUGGACCAAUUAUAUUUUUCAAAAUGGACUUAAAAAAUGAAAAGGUGAAUAUAAAUUGUUCAGCAGAUUGGAAAGACAUUCACAUAUAUUCAAGUCACGAUAAAAUACCUAUUUUACGUUCGAAACGCCAAUCAUUGGCAAAAAUUAGUGACUCCGCCUUAUUUUUGAGCAGAAGACGUAGAGAAGUUGACGCUUCUACUGUUUCAAAUUGUAAUAAAUUAAUUUUGCCCAUGCCAGUUGCAGAAAAGGAGAAAAAAAAGUAUUACAAUCUUACAUUUUCAAUUCUUGUUGCAACCAAACAUGAUGAAGGUUUGUACAAUUUAUAUUUUCAUGCUUGUCCUAAUUAUGGAGAAAACCCAAUGUCCUUAUCUUUUGAUGUUGAUAUUGAAGAAAAAAAUAGUGGCAAUAGUUUUUUGUCAGCUGGAGAAAUGCCAUUGCCAGCUCUUUAUUUUAUGAUGUCUCUUUUGUUCUUUUUAUCAGGACUUUUCUGGAUUUUCAUUUUGAAGAAAAGCAGGCAUACAGUGUUCAAAAUUCAUUAUAUAAUGGCAGUGCUCGUUUUCCUCAAAUCUUUGUCUUUAAUGUUUCAUUCCAUUAAUUAUCAUUUUAUUGAAAUCAAAGGAGAACAUGUGGAAGCAUGGGCGAUUUUGUAUUAUGUAGCUCACUUACUUAAAGGAGCUGUUCUUUUUAUAACAAUUGUUUUGAUUGGAACAGGUUGGACCUUUAUAAAACAUAUUCUGGCUGAUAAAGAUAAAAAACUAUUUAUGAUUGUUAUUCCAUUACAAGUUUUAGCUAAUGUUGCAGAAAUUAUUAUGGAUGAAAGUGAGGAGGGUGAUAUUGAACAUCGAACAUGGCGUGAUAUAUUUAUUCUAGUCGAUUUAUUAUGCUGUGGAGCGAUUCUAUUUCCAGUUGUAUGGUCUAUUAGACAUUUACAUGAAGCCUCAGCCACUGAUGGAAAAGCUGCUAUUAAUUUAAGAAAAUUGAAACUAUUUAGACAAUUUUAUAUAAUGAUUGUUUGUUAUAUUUAUUUUACUCGGAUUAUUGUUUAUUUACUAAAAAUAACUGUUGCAUUCCAAUACGCAUGGCUUGAUGAAAUGUUCCGUGAGAUGGCAACUUAUGUAUUCUUUGUUUUAACUGGUUAUAAAUUUAGACCAGCUUCAGCUCAUCCAUAUUUCACAGUAGAGGAAGAAGAAGAUGAUGAUGAUGUGGAAGUUUUGACUGAUUCGGGUUUAACACAAGGUUUACAUAAGACAAAAGCUUUAAAUAGAACAGUUCCACCAUCAACAAUUAUUGAGUCACAUGAAGAAGAACGUGAAAAUUUAAUAAGCAAACGAGAAUCAAGUCAUGAGUAUGACUAAAGUUGGAUAGAAAGAUAAAAAGAAAAGUCGAAUAAGAUGUUUAAAAUUUAUUUAUUGAAUUUUACGUUUUAAAUCUAAAAAAAAUGUAUUCGAAGCGACUAGAAUAUUAUUGAACAAACGAAUUUUUUGGCCAAGCUUAACAUAGAUCAUUUUUAACAGUUAAAGUGACUUAAAAAAUAGAUAAUACACUUCAUAGCAACCCGCAAACAAAAGGACUGAUGUACUUUUCAAUGUUUAUUUUAUUUUCUUUUAUAAAUUUUGUGAUGUUUAAUUUUUACAUGUAAGCAUUUUUAAAAUUUUAAAAAUCCAACACCUUUGUUACGUCAAAUAUUCGAUUAGUACAUUUUUGAAAAUCAUAAAAUAUAUUUUAAUUUAUUAAGUUGUAAUCUUAUGUAAAAAAAAAUUAUUAAAUUUCUUAUUGCCCAAAAAUCUAACAUGCGUUGAU
Condylostylus longicornis is the source of this 2350-nucleotide messenger RNA. RefSeq names its product protein GPR107. Gene Ontology annotation, cellular component: Golgi apparatus; membrane. The record is from RefSeq and is a predicted model, not a curated record. Bases 250 to 1905 code for a protein of 551 amino acids. NCBI's taxonomy places the organism in Eukaryota, Metazoa, Arthropoda, Insecta, Diptera, Dolichopodidae. The transcript is spliced from 10 exons. Gene Ontology annotation, biological process: transport.